AUGAAUCUAAUCAUACCUAAUCACUUAAUGGGCAAUUUACCAAGGGACAGACUUCAAUGCUCUCGUCCAUUUGAAAAUAUAGGCGUGGACUUUUGCGGUCCAUUCUUUGUAAAGGAAAGAAAGUUUCGAAAUAGAAAUAAGAUUAAGAUUUACGUCUCAGUAUUUAUAUGUCUAGUCACAAAGGCGAUUCAUUUAGAGGUCGUCAGCGAUCUCACCACCGAAGCUUUCUUGGCGGCGUUAAAGCGAUUUUUCUCGCGUAGAGGGGCUAACAAUAAACUGACCGAGUUGCACCAAUGCGUAGAGCGAAAUUUGUCUCAGAUUCAGUCGCAGCUCACCAAUGGAGGAAUAACGUGGAAGUUUAUCCCGCCUAAAUCACCCCACUUUGGCGGUAUUUGGGAAUCAGCUGUCUUUGGUGAGUCAUUGUUCACCUUUGAAGAAUUCAAUACCUUCAUUAUCGAGGUGGAAGCAGUCUUGAAUUCCAGACCGUUAACUGCAAUGUCAAUAGAUCCUAAUGAUUUAAUAGCAUUAAGUCCAGCGCAUUUCUUAAUAGGCACUUCACUUACUACCGUUCCAGAGCAUGAUUUCGUUGAUGUACCGAUCAAUCGCCUGUCUAAUUGGGAGCAUAUUCAACGCGUUAAACAACAUUUUUGGGAAAGAUGGUCGAAAGAAUAUCUCAAUGAACUACAACAAAAAUAUAAAUGGUUCAUCAAAGAUGAAACUAAUAUCAAAAUUGGAUCACUAGUAAUGUUAAAGGAAGAUAAUAUGCCUCCAAUGAGAUGGAUAAUUGGUCGUAUCGUUGCGUUACAUCCAGGUGAUGACAAUAUUGUGCGUGUUGUUACUGUAAAAACCAAUAGCGGACUGUACAAACGUAGUAUAAGAAAGUUAGCAUUGUUACCCAUAGAUUGA
Vollenhovia emeryi is the source of this 906-nucleotide messenger RNA. RefSeq lists its product as uncharacterized. The record is from RefSeq and is a predicted model, not a curated record. Gene Ontology annotation, molecular function: nucleic acid binding. NCBI's taxonomy places the organism in Eukaryota, Metazoa, Arthropoda, Insecta, Hymenoptera, Formicidae. The transcript is spliced from 3 exons. The coding region runs from base 1 to 906 and encodes 301 amino acids.